Hyla sarda is the source of this 2173-nucleotide messenger RNA. RefSeq names its product aarF domain containing kinase 2 (gene ADCK2). Gene Ontology annotation, cellular component: mitochondrion. Lineage: Eukaryota; Metazoa; Chordata; Amphibia; Anura; Hylidae. The record is from RefSeq and is a predicted model, not a curated record. Bases 204 to 2039 code for a protein of 611 amino acids. The transcript has 8 exons.
AGGCUCAGUGAUCGGUCCCGAGGCUCAGGGAUCGGUCCCGAGGCUCAGGGAUCGGUCCCGAGGCUCAGGGAUCGGUCCCGAGGCUCAGUGAUCGGUCCCGAGGCUCAGUGAUCUCUCCUGUAUGGGGAUCCUGGGAUCUAGUCUCCCCUUCUGCCUGGAGAGCUGGGCAGCCAUGACCACGAUCUAGGAGUGACCUGACUACCAUGUCCCUGUCCCUGAGGACUGGAGCCUCUUACUGCUCCAGGAUCUGUCUGUUCCGGAGAUCUAGGGAUCUGUCUACAUGGAGGGACACUGCAGUGCAGAGACUGAGGGCUACAGAUGUGAAGACCCUGUCCAGGAUCACCUUGUGGUGCUGGGGGGUCCGAUACGUCACCACCAGGACGCAGUGCGAGAGGCUGCUCCAUAAGGAAGAGCUGGGCCAGAAGGUUCUGAGCUUUGGACCAUCAGUCCAUCCACAGAAGCCACCAGAGACCCUCCUGAAGAAGAUCGACUUUCUUGUUCGUGUGGGGGUCCGCACUUUAAUUCUGUUUUGCAGAUUUGGCCCCCUUCUGAUCAUCUUCCCGCUCACCUUCCUGUCUUGGCGUCUGAAUUCUCUUUGGCUUUGUCUCCUGUUGAAGGCCACAGAGUCGUCCGGACCAGCGUGUAUCAAGCUUGGCCAAUGGGCCAGCACUCGCCGAGACCUCUUUUCGGAGGAGUUCUGUGCUCUGUUUUCCAAGCUCCAUGUUAAAGUCACUCCGCACCCCUGGGAAUACACCGAUCGCUGCCUGAGAAGGGCCUUUGGGAAUGACUACAGUCAAGGGUUAAAGUUCACCAGUAGGGAUCCUGUUGGAUCUGGUUGUGUGGCCCAGGUGUAUAAGGCUUACGCUGACCUAUCUGUCAUCCAGAACCUGGAAUCCCAAUCUCUAGUGGAGACUAUGGAGCGGGAAUCGGCAUACGAAGCUUGGGAGGUACCGGGGCUUCAUGGAGUUUUUGGACGACUGAGGAACAUGGGACGAGCCAGUCAAAGUUCUCCGAAGGACCGAGAAACAUUAUUGUUCCCAAUAAGAGGACCAGAGGGCGAUUCAGAUGAGUUAGUCCCAGUGGCGGUAAAAGUCCUGCACCCAGGUCUGGCCCAGGAGGUGAAGAUAGAUCUUCUCAUCAUGAAGACCUGGAGCCGGUUACUCAGUCUGAUCCCUGGAUUCAGGUGGUUGAGUCUGACGGAGAUUGUGGAAGAGUUUGAAAAACUAAUGACCCAACAACUAGAUCUGCGUUUUGAAGCCAAGAACUUAGAAACCUUUCAACAAAAGUUUGAUAAAAUCGAUUUUAUAAAGUUCCCCACUCCCCUGCGACCCUUUGUGACAAGGAACAUCUUAGUGGAGACCUAUGAGGAAGGAGAACCCUUAUCUCUUUACCUGCAGGAGCCGGGCUCUUCUCCGAUCAAACAACGGAUAGCAGCCAUGGGGGUGGACAUGUUACUGAAGAUGAUAUUUGUGGAUAACUUUGUCCACGCUGACCUCCACCCUGGUAACAUCCUUGUGCAAGGAACUCUGGAGUUCUCUCCUGGGCACAGUGACCAGACCACCCUAGUGGACAUGUGCGACACUCUGAUUGUGGAUGUCCGGCCCGGCCGGUGCCCUCUCAGGUUGGUCUUGCUGGAUGCUGGAAUUGUGGCUGAGCUGCAGGACAAAGAUCUCGAGAACUUCCGCUCUGUCUUUACUGCUGUCGUACUAGGGCAGGGAGAGACAGUGGCUGAGCUGAUCCUGCAUCACGCCAGAGCCAACCAGUGUACAGACGUGGAAGGCUUCAAGUCCCAAAUGGCCAAGUUGGUGAACGAGGCCCGGGAAAAUACAGUAUCGCUGGGGAAGCUCCAGGUUGCAACUUUGCUGUCUCAGGUUUUUCAGCUUCUCAUGACACACAAGGUGAAACUGGAGAGUAACUUUGCCUCCAUAAUUUUUGCCAUUUUGGUCUUGGAAGGACUUGGACGUUCUCUGGACCCAGAGAUUGAUACACUGGAGGCGGCCAAGCCUCUGCUGUUAAAGAGUGCUGCAUCCCUGUUAUAGACAAUGCCGGGAUGUUAUAGGGGUCCCUCCAGUUUUUUUUUUUUUUCUCCUUUAAAUGGAGGUCACAAUGACAGAGAUUGCAGCCACAGAAGCACUUACCGAUGAUAACUCUGUGUUUUAAUAAAUAAAACAAU